Molecule: messenger RNA, 735 nt
Organism: Lindgomyces ingoldianus
Lineage: Eukaryota; Fungi; Ascomycota; Dothideomycetes; Pleosporales; Lindgomycetaceae
Product: ankyrin
Exons: 3
Coding region: 1-735 (244 amino acids)
Molecular function (GO): protein binding
Source: RefSeq, a predicted model, not a curated record
AUGCAACCUUUGCAUUUUGCAGCCACGGUAGGGCACCUGGCAAUCUUGAAAAGACUGGUUUCCGUACCUCAAAUCGACACCGGUGCUUUAGACGCCCUCGGACAUGGUGCAUUCUACUACUCCUUUGUAAAAGGGUAUGAAAUAAUGUCCCGAUUAUUAUGCGGUCGCGAAGACGUAUAUCUCAAUUCCCGAGAUCGUUACGCGCAAACACCGCUCCAUCAUGCCUCCGAAAAUGGGCAUUCAGGAAUAGUGAAGCUCCUUUUGAGGUUGCGGGCAGUUGAAGUAAACGCUCGAGAUCAUGACGAGCAGACGCCUCUCAUGUUGGCAGUUAACCAGGGAGAUUCGAAUACAGGAGAGCUUCUCCUGAAAUGUCCCGGAGUCGAUGCCAAUGUGAAAACCAAGGGCGGAUGGACGACAUUCAUGGAUGGUAUGCUGCAUUACAAGGGGCACGAGGGAGUGGGGAAGACUCUCUUGCGACAUCCCGGAUUUGAUGCCAAUGGGCAAACCGAGCUUGGAUGGACGGCACUCAUACAUGCUGCAUCAAAUGGGCACGAGGAAGUGGUAGAUAUCCUCUUACAAGCUCCGAGGACCGAUCUCUCGGCGACUGGCAAAGACUGGAUGGGAAAUGCGCAUCUUACUGCUGUCGGUCAUGCGCACGCGGGAGGCCACGAGAAUGUUGCCGAGAAGUUGGACAAGGCGAUGCCAAGGCAGCGUUCUUUGAAUCUUCCAGGCUGA